Messenger RNA from Orbicella faveolata, 735 nucleotides. RefSeq names its product myotrophin-like. Gene Ontology annotation, biological process: protein K6-linked ubiquitination. Gene Ontology annotation, cellular component: BRCA1-BARD1 complex; BRCA1-A complex. The record is from RefSeq and is a predicted model, not a curated record. Gene Ontology annotation, molecular function: ubiquitin-protein transferase activity; protein binding. NCBI's taxonomy places the organism in Eukaryota, Metazoa, Cnidaria, Anthozoa, Scleractinia, Merulinidae.
CAGCCUCAUUCGGCGCUCGGACACAAAGAUUAGCUGCGAGAAAAGAUAAGUGUUAUUUAGAAGGACUUUUUCACGUUUCUCGUCCAUUAUGAGAGAGGAAUUAGUGUGGGCCUGCAAGAAUGGAGAUCUGGAUCAAGUCAAAGCUAUCGUUGGAAAACCGGGUUUUGAUAUAAAUGCAGAGCUGCUUGGUGGAAGAAAUGGCCUUCACUUUGCUGCAGAUUAUGGACAAAAGGAUGUAAUUGAGUUUCUUCUUUCAAAAGGAGCAGAUAUCAAUCGUCCUGACAAAUAUGGAAUAACUCCUUUACUGGCAAGCAUUUUUGAAAGUAAAACAGAGUGUGUCAAGUUGUUGCUUCAAAAGGGUGCAAGGAAAGAUGGCAAGGCUCCAGAUGGUAGUUCCUAUUUUGAAUGUGCUGAAACAGAUGAUAUUAAAAGUCUUCUGAAAUAGAUUACCCAUAAAGAAUUGACGACUGGAACAAGAAUCUGUAGUGACGUCAAUAAUUCCCCUUGGUGCUGCCAAAACGGGGAUCCUAUAUGUUACCCUAGUCAUUGAUAAUAGAUUGGCGCUUUUUGUACAAAGAUAAAGAGAAACAGAGGAAAAAAGGAAACAGUGUCAUGUAAAAUUUAAUUCGUUUUAGGAAUUUAACUUCAUGUGUUUUACUACUAAGGAAUUUUGAAUCCGUAAUAAAAUUUGAUGGAUGAUAUUAAACGCUAGAAGCGAACUGUUAAGUUUCUGAA